Dendronephthya gigantea is the source of this 1722-nucleotide messenger RNA. RefSeq names its product adenylyl cyclase-associated protein 1-like. The coding region runs from base 35 to 1534 and encodes 499 amino acids. Gene Ontology annotation, cellular component: cytoplasm. Lineage: Eukaryota; Metazoa; Cnidaria; Anthozoa; Malacalcyonacea; Nephtheidae. Gene Ontology annotation, molecular function: actin binding; adenylate cyclase binding. The transcript has 14 exons. Gene Ontology annotation, biological process: cell morphogenesis; cytoskeleton organization; regulation of adenylate cyclase activity. The record is from RefSeq and is a predicted model, not a curated record.
GGAAAGCGCAAGUUUGCUUUCAUUUCGCAGAGAAAUGGCAGCCCCUUUGGAAGAUUUAGUAGUGCGUUUAGAAGCGGUUACAAAUAGACUAGAAUCCCUGGUUAAAAACACAAGUGUAGAUGAAAAAGAAAGGCAGGAAAUAUCCUCAAAUGUUCAGGGAUUAGCAGGAAAUUCCGAGAGAGUAAAUUCGGCGAGUUUCAGCGAGGAGUAUGAAGCAGGUGUAUCUGUGGCCGCUUUUGACGAGGUCUAUAAUGACAAAGUAGCCGCAUAUUUGGAACUUUCAGCUAAAAUCGGAGGCGAUGUCAACACACAGGCUGAGCUUGUAAAGAAAGCGUUUGCAGCUCUUAGACAGUUACUGUGUACGGCUGAAAGCAGUGCUAAACCAUCUGAUGCAAACCUUCCAAGCAUACUAAAACCAUUAGCUGACUCUAUUGGGGAAGUGUCUAGUUUCCGUGACCAGAAUCGUAAAAGUGCUUUAUUUAACCAUUUAUCAACUGUAAGCGAAGCCAUUGGUGCUUUGGGAUGGGUUAGUGUGUCUCCAACACCAGGACCCUAUGUCAAAGAGAUGUCAGAUGCUGGCCAGUUUUAUGGCAACAGAGUGCUCAAAGAGUACAAAGAAAAAGAUCAGGAUCAUGUGAGCUGGGUGAGAAACUACCAAGGCAUUUGGACAGCAUUGAUAGCAUACAUUAAACAACAUCAUACGACUGGUCUAACAUGGAACUCUCAAGGUGGCAGUGCACCCGCACCUCCCCCACCUGGUGGGGCACCUCCCCCUCCUCCACCUGUCGCAGCACCAGCUCCUGUCACAUCUGAUGGUGGUGAUUCUGGAGGCCGGUCUGCAUUAUUGGAUGCUUUAAGCAAAGGCUCCUCAGUCACAGCAGGUCUGAAGAAAGUCACCAAUGACAUGAAGACGCACAAGAACCCAGCUUUACGAGGUAGCAGCAAGGUCCCCGCUUCCUCAGGGCCACCAAAAUCAGGUCCCUCGUCUGCUUAUGCACCUAAACCAUUCCAAGCAUCCAAACCUGGUGGUUCUGUGACACGGCCAGUCAGUGUCAAGAAACCGCCCAAGAAAGAGCUACAAGCCCAAAAGAAAUGGGUUGUGGAAAACUUUGAAAAUGAUAGAAACAUUGUAAUCGCUGAAACAACGCUAAAACAAACUGUGUACAUUUACAACUGCAAGGAAUGCACCAUUAUCAUCAAGGGAAAACUCAACACUGUCACUUUGGAUUCUUGCAAGAAAACUGCUGUGGUUGUUGAUGAUCUGAUUGCUGGCCUAGAGUUUGUCAAUUGUCAAAGCGUACAGUCACAGAUAAACGGUGAAGUUCCAUUGGUAUCCAUAGAUAAAACUGACGGUAUUCAAGUGUACCUCAGUGAGAAAUCAAGAGAUGCAGGAAUUGUCACUGCCAAGUCCUCGGAGAUGAAUGUUUUAGUUCCAAGUGCUGAUGGAGACUUUACUGAGUAUGCAUUGCCUGAGCAAUACAAAUCCACCUGGAAUGGCAAAGGAUUUACCACAGUACCCACAGAAUCAACUUAGAAGAAGAGAAAUGAACACAAUUUGCAAUACGAAUACACAAAUCAUGUGGCUUAAAUUUAAUUUUUUUACCAAAUUUACCUUCAAAUUCGCACAGUAUUUUGUAUGAAUUUUGCUUGUACACUAUGACUGAGAAAUAUUCAUGUCUAACUGUACUCUGAAAUGUUGAAUUAAAUUGCUUUUUGUAUUAA